AUUUUGACUUAAUUACAACUUUUAAAUGUCAACUAAAUUCCAGAAUUAGGUUUACUCUAUUUCACAUACAACUUGGUAAAUAACAUAUGUACAUGUAUAUAUAUAACUCAACUCACUUUCUUCCAAGUGUUCAAUUGCACACAAGAACAAAACUUCAAGAAAGACAUAUUAGUGAAUAUAUAAGCUCUAUGGCAGAAGAAUUUCAGGCGGAGGUCUGCGGCGGAAGCUUGUGGAGUUCACCGCGAGCUAUCUUUAACACAAACUCGUCGUUUUUGAGCACCUAUGGAGGCUGCUGGCAAAAUGAUUUGAUAAAUAUGAAAACAAGGUCAACCGACGAGUCUUCCGGCUGUUGUGCCACCGCUAUCUUGCCGGAUACCGCCUGUCAGAUGAUGGGGUCAUCACCAUCUACAACCACCAAUUGGUAUCAAGCUUUAUUAGUUGAUGGAAGAACUGGAGAGAGUUAUAGGCAAACCCUACCAGAAAUCUUGAACAAUUUACCAUCAAAUUUUGGUAUGGACCAAGAUCAAGCUUCAAACUUCAUCACAAACUCGGGUGAUUGCACCGGAAACUUUGGUAGUAUGAAUGAUUACCCUUCAAGUUUGCUACAAACUUUAUUUGAUGGUGAAUCAUCACCACCAGCAGCCGCAACAGUUUAUGAUGUUCAAACGAACUUAAACAACUUUGAUCCGGUUUCAAGUGUAACGUUUUUUAGUAACACGUCCGCUUUGGAUAUAAACGAUAAUCAAGCAGGUUUUUUCGCAUCAAAUCAGGCAUAUGAAGAGAAACCCAAAUGCUCUAACAUUAAGACGCGAAAUGAAGAUUUCCUGGACGAUAUGGGAUCAUCAGUGAAGAAAAGUUCGAGUGAAUCUACUACAUAUAAGCGACCUCGUCUUGAAACGCCAUCGCCAUUGCCAACAUUUAAGGUUCGAAAAGAGAAGCUAGGCGAUCGAGUCACUGCGCUUCAACAAUUAGUUUCGCCUUUCGGAAAGACUGAUACGGCAUCGGUUCUCCAUGAAGCCAUUGAAUACAUCAAGCUCCUUCAUGAUCAAGUCAAUGUUCUAAGUAACCCCUAUAUGAAAAAUGGAGCUACUAUGCAAGUGCAACAGAUAAGCGACAAAGCGGAAGACAACAAUGAAGGAGCUAAACAAGAUUUAAGGAGCCGAGGCCUUUGCCUUGUACCGGUAUCUAGUACCUUCCCGGUCACUGCAGAGACCACACCCGAUUAUUGGACAUCAUGUUUCCGGGGUACAUUUUAACUCGGCACAACGUUAAAGUUCAAGACUCAAAGCUUCAUAAACUUACAUAGGCUAGCUAAUGGUCGGGUCGGUUGUUCACUUGUUCUUCUCAAAAGAUUAGCUGGAGCAAGUUCGUUUCUUAAGUUUUUUCGUUAUUUUGAUUAAAAUGAAUUAUUCAAAAUAACGAAAAAAGUUAAAAGAACUAGAAAUAUGUUGCUUAAUGAUGAAUAUAAGCCACAUAUUGGAGUAGUGUAGUAGAAGUACAAUGAACAAAAGUUGGAAAAGGAAAGGGAAAAAGGAGGAUAUGAGAAAAAAUAAAGCUACAAAGUGACCCUUGAAGGAAGGACAACCAAUGCCAGUAUGAUGUAGGGCAAGCAAAUGAUUAGGGUUCUAUUUAGAGAAACAAAUAAAUAUCUUUUUUUUUUUUUUUUUUUUUGUAUUUGGUUGUAUCUAUAGUAUUUUACUAGAAAGUUUUUUUGUGUUAGUUUGAUUAUUGCAACUUUUAGAUGUUAA
Helianthus annuus (common sunflower) is the source of this 1748-nucleotide messenger RNA. Its product is annotated as transcription factor bHLH112. The transcript is spliced from 7 exons. Gene Ontology annotation, molecular function: RNA polymerase II cis-regulatory region sequence-specific DNA binding; protein dimerization activity; DNA-binding transcription factor activity, RNA polymerase II-specific. The record is from RefSeq and is a predicted model, not a curated record. The coding region runs from base 87 to 1256 and encodes 389 amino acids. Gene Ontology annotation, cellular component: nucleus. NCBI's taxonomy places the organism in Eukaryota, Viridiplantae, Streptophyta, Magnoliopsida, Asterales, Asteraceae. Gene Ontology annotation, biological process: regulation of transcription by RNA polymerase II.